AUAUCGAUCGCUCGAUAAUGUUCGAUCCGGGUUGGAUCGGCCAGUGCUUGGCGAUAUAAAAGUGUAUCAACAACCCGGAGCAAAUCGAGUUCUUGGCACGACGCUAUGCAGCAGCUGUUUAAAGUGGUGCGGACGCUAGGUCAAUGCUCGGCGAGGGGCGCAUGGAACUUGAACCGCCUAGGAGGAGCGGGUGGCCGGAGGAGCAUCGCUUGCCUGGCAGCUCUCUCCGAGACCCAUCAGAUAUUGCAGAGGACGUGCCGGGAGUUCGCCAAUGCGGAACUGGCACCAAAGGCGCGCCACCACGAUCGCGAGGAGCUCUAUCCGGCGGAUCAGGUUCGGCGCCUGGGAGAGCUCGGUCUGCUGUCCGUGGCUGUGCGGGAGGAGUACGGUGGUUCCGGAUUGGACUACCAAGCGUACGCCAUUGGAAUGGAGGAAGUGGCGCGAGGUGAUGCCGCAGUGGCCAUCGUGAUGGGUGUGAAUAACCUGUUCCUGGGUGCAGUGCAGCAACACGGAACCGAAGACCAAAAGCGGGAUUUUCUGAUACCAUAUACACAGGGCGAAAAUAUUGCCUUUUACGCUCUCUCGGAGCCUGGAAAUGGAUCGGAUGCAGGAGCUGCCAGCACCACAGCCAAGUUGGACGGGGACGGUUACCUUAUCAACGGCACCAAAGCCUGGAUUUCAAACUCAAAGGAGGCGAGCGGAGGCCUGGUAUUUGCAACUGUGGAUAAAGCCCUGAAACACAAGGGUAUCACUGCCUUUCUCACGGAAAAGGAUGUUCCUGGCCUCUCCAUUGCCAAGAAGGAAAGUAAGAUGGGCAUGAGGGCCACGUCCACCUGCCAGCUGGUUCUAGAGGAUGUCCACGUUCCGCGAUCCCGCGUCUUAGGCAACCCCGGGGAUGGGUUCAAAAUUGCUAUGCAAUCUCUGGACUGCGGUAGGAUUGGAAUAGCCGCCCAGGCCACUGGAAUCGCCCAGGCGGCUUUGGAAUUGGCCGUCGACUACUCCCAGAAACGGAUAGCCUUCGGAAAACAGUUGGCCCGGAUGCAGCUUAUUCAACAGAAACUGGCGGACAUGGCUAGCCGGGUGGAGGCUUCCCGACUUCUCGUCUGGCGCGCCGCGUGGCUAAAGGACAACGGCUUGCCCUUCACCAAGGAGGCAGCAAUGGCCAAGCUUCACGCUUCCGAGGCGGCCACCUACUGUAGUCAUCAGUGCAUCCAGGUGCUAGGCGGAAUGGGCUACACCACUGAUCUCCCCGCAGAGCUCUACUACCGUAACUCCCGGGUAACGGAGAUCUACGAGGGAACCUCAGAGAUCCAACGCAUAGUUAUUGCUAAUGCAGUGCUCCGGGAGCUGGGUAGCGAGUGAUACUUAUCCAAGUGGAUGUUAGAAACAGGUAGCUUGCAUUUUUGUGCCUUUUAAACCAGAUAUUGCAUUUAGAACAAGUAAAGCACUCUGUGUCAUAGAUUAAAUUUUAUAA
Molecule: messenger RNA, 1474 nt
Organism: Drosophila bipectinata
Lineage: Eukaryota; Metazoa; Arthropoda; Insecta; Diptera; Drosophilidae
Product: short-chain specific acyl-CoA dehydrogenase, mitochondrial
Biological process (GO): butyrate catabolic process; fatty acid beta-oxidation using acyl-CoA dehydrogenase
Cellular component (GO): mitochondrion
Molecular function (GO): flavin adenine dinucleotide binding
Source: RefSeq, a predicted model, not a curated record